Molecule: messenger RNA, 7846 nt
Organism: Sebastes umbrosus (honeycomb rockfish)
Lineage: Eukaryota; Metazoa; Chordata; Actinopteri; Perciformes; Sebastidae
Gene: ric1
Product: RIC1 homolog, RAB6A GEF complex partner 1
Exons: 27
Coding region: 495-4856 (1453 amino acids)
Biological process (GO): intracellular protein transport; retrograde transport, endosome to Golgi
Cellular component (GO): cytosol; Golgi membrane; Ric1-Rgp1 guanyl-nucleotide exchange factor complex
Molecular function (GO): protein binding
Source: RefSeq, a predicted model, not a curated record
CAGAGUCCCAGAGGACUCUUGUAAAAAUGGCGACGGUGAGGCACAGAGGAGUGAAGCCUGGACGCGUUACCGUUAUUAAACACCUCCGCUGGUCCAGACACCAGUAAGAACCGACACAAGCAGCGGGAUAGCACGUUAAUCGACUCGUUUGUCGGCAGCAGCGAGCUGUGUGGUGCUGCGUGCCGUCGCUGUUCGCCGGUUCGCUUGUUGUUUUCGGUUAGAGACUGUUGCCUCGGAUAGCUUCAUUAGCUUCAAGUUGGAAAGCUAGCCCAGAGCUAACUAGCUGUGUAGCUCCACCGGGCUGCUGGGAGCUCUCUGUCUCUUCAUGGGAUUCAUAGAGUGACCAGUGUGAUCACUGGACUGCAUGUACAUUGUUAAAGGUUUCAUUUCAACGGAGGCCAUGAGUCGCUUGGAUUAAAGAUCGCUUUAGGAGGCAUACCGACGGUCUGGCAUUGCGACACACUGCUCUCUCGGUGUAGUGAGUUUUUGCCGUCAUGUAUUUUCUAACCGGCUGGCCCCGGAGGCUGCUCUGUCCGCUGAGGAGUGAAGAGGAGCCCUUCCACAUCCAGCCCAGCUCCCAGAGGUUCUACUUCGCCGUGCUGUCAGAGACACAGCUCAGCAUCUGGUUCAGUCGGCCCAGUGUUUUGAUAGUCAGCUAUAUCGAGUCUGCAAAGGCGGCUGCCCAGUUCGGCUUCUACCAGAAGGCAGAAUGGAAACCAGACGACUCCAUGAUCGCUGUGGCGACUGCCAAAGGCUACAUCCUCUUGUUUGAUGUGCUGGGUGGAGGCGACGACAAAUCCCUCUAUGAGCCCGUCUAUCCAAAAGGAAGUCCUCGCGUGAAGGUUACCCCGGGUUAUAAGGAGGAGCAAUGUGCCCCCGCUUUGUCUCUAGAGAUGAAGAAGCCCGUGGAUCUGGAGGCCCCCAUCACCAGUCUGCAGUCCCUCCAGGAGGACUUACUGGUGUGCACCGCAGACGGCUACCUCCAUGUGCUGCACUGGGACGGGCUAGGCAGCAACGGACGCAAGGCCAUCUGCCUCACUACGAUCCCCUUCUCGCUAGACCUGCAGUCUGCUCGAGGUGGUCCCUCUCUGGACCUGGAGGGAGUGUAUAUCCGUUGUAUGGAGUAUUGUGUGACCCUGGACGGCUUCGCUGUGGUGCUGAGUGACGGACGCCUGGGCUUCAUCACGCCGCUCAGCAACACCAUCACCGCAGAUCAGCUGCAGGGCGUCUGGGCAGCAGAUGUGACUGAUGGCACCUGUGUGGCUGUCAACAACAAGUACAGACUGAUGGCCUUUGGCUGUGCCAGCGGCUCGGUGCUGGUGUACAUGAUAGACACCACGACAGGAUCCAUGCAGCUCUCCCACAAACUGGAGCUCACCCCGAAACACUACCCAGACAUCUACAACAAGACGGGCCCAGUCAAGCUGAUCCGCUGGUCACCUGACUACAGCGUUGCCAUGGUUACAUGGGAGUGCGGUGGCCUAUCACUGUGGAGUGUCUUUGGAGCUCACCUCAUCUGCACUCUGGGAGAGGACUUUGCGUAUCGUUCUGAUGGUACCAAGAAGGACCCCAUUAAAAUCAGCUCUAUGAGCUGGGGAGCAGAGGGUUACCACCUAUGGGUGCUCCCUUACAAACCGGAGAGGAGAAGGCAGGAGGAGCAGCAGCAGCAGCAGCAGCAGCAGGAGGAGGAAGAGGAGGAGGAGAUGGUCCCACCUCCUCACCCCUCCCUGCAGGCCGGCAUACUGCAGUUCCACUUCAUCAAGAGCGCCCUGACAGUCAACCCCUGCACGAGUAACCAGGAGCAGGUGUUGCUCCACGGUGAAGACCGCCUCUACCUGACCUGCGGUGACCCAUCGCAGGUCAACAGCACCUCCGACACACACCCGCACACACACUUGCACCCGCACGACGGCAGCAGCCCGCUGCACCACCCCCCCAACCCCGACUCCUCUCUCUCUCAGGGACUCAGCACUUUACUGGGACACAAGCACUGGCACGUGGUCCAGAUUCACAGCACAUACCUUGAGAGCAACUGGCCUAUACGGUUUGCAGCCAUAGACACAGCAGGCCAGUGCAUGGCUGUAGCAGGGAGGCGGGGCUUUGCACACUACUCCUUAUUCACAAGGAAAUGGAAGCUGUUUGGAAACAUCACUCAGGAGCAGAACAUGACGGUGACGGGAGGUCUGGCCUGGUGGAAGGACUUUGUGGUGGUGGCCUGUUACAAUUUUAUAGACCAGCAGGAGCAGUUGAGGCUCUAUCAACGCUCCUCCAACCUAGACAACGCCUUCGCAUCCGUCACUAAGCUGCACUCAGACACUCUGCUGCUUAACGUCUUCAGAGAUAUGAUCAUCCUGUUCAGAGCCGACUGCUCCAUCUGCCUCUAUAGCAUAGAGAGGAGGAAUGACAGUCCGCACCCGACAGCCAGCGUGGAGUUGUUGCAGGAGGUGUCAAUGUCUCGCUACAUCCCUCACCCCGCUCUCGUGGUCUCCGUCACACUCACCUCUGUGCGCACAGAGACUGGCAUCACAUUGAAAGCCCCGCAGCAGGCCUGCAUGGCAGAGAGCAUCAUGUUGAAUCUGGCUGGCCAGUUGAUCAUGCUGCAGAGGGACCGGUCAGGACCGCAGGUACGAGAGAAGGAGACGCCCGCCAACAACAAGAAGCUGCUACCAUUCUGUCCUCCGGUGGUGCUGGCCCAGUGUGUGGAGAAUGUGUGGACAACCUCUCGCUCCAACAGGAAGAAACGCCACCUGCUGGAGGCCUUGUGGCUGUCCUGCGGCGAGGCGGGCAUGAAAGUCUGGCUGCCGCUGUUUCCCCGAGACCAUCGCAAGCCCCACUCCUUCCUCUCCAGACGCAUCAUGCUGCCUUUCCACAUCAACAUCUACCCUCUGGCCGUGCUGUUCGAGGACGCCCUGGUGCUGGGGGCGUCCAACGAGACCGUGCUCUACGACGGGCUGCAGGGAUCCUCCGAGCCGCUGGAGGCGCUGUUCCCCUACUGCACCGUAGAGAGGACCUCCCAGAUCUACCUCCAUCACAUCCUGAGGCAGCUGCUGGUUCGCAACCUGGGUGAACAGGCUCUGAUGCUGGCUCAGUCGUGUGCCUCCCUGCCCUACUUCCCCCAUGUCAUGGAGCUGAUGGUGCACGUCGUGCUGGAAGAAGAGGCGACGUCGCGGGAGCCCAUCCCCGACCCUCUGCUGCCCACCGUGGCCAAGUUCAUCACCGAGUUCCCCCUCUUCCUCCAGACCAUCGUCCACUGCGCCAGGAAGACGGAGUACGCCCUGUGGAACUACCUGUUUGCCGCUGUGGGAAACCCCAAAGAUCUGUUUGAGGAGUGUCUCAUGGCUCAAGACCUGGACACAGCAGCCUCCUAUCUCAUUAUACUGCAGAACAUGGAGGUUCCAGCAGUGAGCAGACAACACGCCACGCUACUCUUCAACACGGCGCUCGAGCAGGGCAAGUGGGACCUCUGCCGGCACAUGAUCCGAUUCCUCAAAGCCAUCGGCUCUGGGGAGAUGGACACUCCGCCCCCAACACCCACCACUCAGGAACCCACCUCAACUGGCGGCUUUGAGUUCUUCAGAAAUCGCAGCAUCAGUUUGUCGCAGUCGGCAGACACCAUCGCUACGGGCAAGUUCAACCUGCAGAAAACCUUCAGUAUGCCCACUGGAACCUCUAAGGGUCGGGAUGGGGAGUGCGCAGAGAACAUGUAUAUUGACAUGAUGCUCUGGCGCCACGCCCGCCACCUCCUGGAGCAGGUCCGCCUUCGCGACCUGGGUUGCUUCUCCGCACAGCUGGGCUUCGAACUCAUCGGCUGGCUGUGUCGCGAACGAAACCGCGUGGCCCGCGUCGAGGAUUUUGUUUCUGCGUUGAAGAGACUCCAUAAGGACUUUCUCUGGCCCUUCCCCGUUAUUCCCGUGGGAAGCAUCAGCUCGCCGCUGAAGAACGGACGGUGUCGCACAGUGCUGGGUACGCGGCUGUUGAAAUCGCAGUCAGCUGACAGCCUGCUGAACAGCGACAUGGACACGGCGCCCCCUCAGGCAGCUUCCGCAACUAACCUCACCUGGCUGGACGGGCUCGGCCAGAGGCCCAAAGACAUGGACACGGCCUCGUCUGCUCACUCCACCCAACACUCACCACAGACACACGAUGCGUUCCUGUCCCUGCUCACCAACAAAGUGGAAGAGUACAGCGUCGGCUCGGCCACAGACUUGACGGAGACCAGCUCGGUGGUGGACGGUGAUUGGACGAUGGUCGAUGAGAACUCCUCCACUCUGAGCCUGAGCCAGGCCGAGCUGGAGCACAUCUCCAUGGAGCUGGCCAACAAAGGCCCGCACAAGUCCCAGGUGCAGCUCAGGUAUCUCCUCCAUGUGUUCAUGGAGGCGGGCUGUCUGGAGUGGUGUGUCGUGAUUGGUUUGAUCCUGCGGGACGCCAACGUCAUAAAGCAGGUGAUCGGCUUCCUGGACAGCCCCGAGGUUCCCCAAGAGACUGUGCAGAGUGUUCGAAACGGCUUACUGGCUGUCGACACAUGGGUCUCCACUGACUGCCAGGGUUACAAACCAUUUCUCAACCUGAUCCAGCCGCAGCUACAGGAGCUGAUGGAUUCGGCGGCCGAGCAGGUGCAGCCGGAGGCCUUCCAGCCCACCAGCCAGAGCUCCAAGCUCGGCGGCCCUGAAGGGCUGGGAGGUGCCGCGGUACCGCGGGCGGAGGACAGUAGAGGAGCGGCGGCUCCGCUCGGCCUGGCCCUGCCCUCCCUCGAACCUGCGGGAGGUUUCCCCCGUCCCCCCUCUGAGGACUGUCCUCCUGAACAGACAGAGGAGCAGGGAGACGAGGAGGGAGCCUACGACUGCACCUUGUCCUGAAGUCUGGAGCCUCCUCCGGACUCAAACCUGUGAACUCGAGGGAAAGAGAGGAGGCAGCAGUGACUGACUGGAAAUAUACUUUAUUUUUGUGUGUACGUGAGUGUGUGCGUGUAUGUGUGUGUGUAUGUGUGUGUGUGCAUAGAAAGUACCUCUACUGCAGGUUCUUACUUCAGUCAGUAUUAUCCACUCUUCAGAUUUGCCCUUUGUGUGGACCCUGUGGAUACGGAGCUACCGACAGAGCGACAGACAGCCCGACUGACACAUGAAGACACACACAACCAGUGACAGGGUUCAGUGUGAUGGUUCCUCUCUAACAGGCAUCAUUCUACCAAAAUGUGCUGUUAGACAAAAGCCCACCUAUAUGUCAGUUUGUGCAUUUCUACAUCAGGUUGUGGUGUUUGGAAGCUGUAGAACAGCACAUGGAAAGCUUUGUUUCUAUUCCAAGACAGAUGUUUCGUGUGCGUAACUUUUUGUUUGGCACCUCGUUCAAGCGCAACUGGAGACUUUGAAAUGUGUUUUUUUUUUUUUUUUUUUCACUGUCCAGACAAAAACCUCCAUUGUUUCCUUUUUGGUUUAAUGCAAGAAUCGGUUCAAAGACGAGAGUGUAUGUGCAUCAGCAUCACGCUACAUUGCUAAGCAAAAUGUAGAACAAAGCUAUCUAAGUCACGAACCAUUUACAGGAUGCACUGAAGUGUGUCUGAGCCUACAGUGCAGUGUGCAGAGGUCUUUCAUACUUUCAUACCUCAUAUGAUUUAAAAAUAUUUUGUGAUACCUUUUUCAAUAAUGUACGUGUACAAGAUAACAUUAUUUUUCUAUCAAUUACACCUUGUCCCCUUGAGUCUCCUUGUAAAAAAAAAACACAAAAAAAUGGUAUGAAUUCUAUGUAAUUCUUGAGAACGACCUUAAGAUUUCUAAGAAAACGAUCUCUGAGAAGAAUCCACUGUUGCGAGUGCAGACUAGUUUCUUACCACUGAUCAACAGUACCUCUGUUCAUGUAUUUUUCUUUCAUGCAGCAACGCCCCGACUUUGCUGAAGGGGAGUCUGAGCCAGAAUCAGCCCGUCUGAUCUUCUUCAUGUGGUCCAGAUUUUAGACAACAAGCAGAUCAGUGUUAAGCCUUCGCCGAGGUGAGCAGAUUUAAGGCCGUGCCGUAGUGCAGUGUAGGCGCUAUAAAAACCAAAUCAUAUGAUGCUUUAUCCAGCUUUUUAAAACACACACAUUUGGGUUCCAGGCUCCAUCCGGGAGAUUCUAAAUGUGUUUCCCAUCAUCAGCGAGGCAGAUUGUUAAUAAUACUCUGUAGAUUUUGUACCUAUCACUUGUUGAAAGAGCAUCAUUUGAUUCCAUCAUCAGUAGUGUUAACAGUGACCCGUCGGUAUCAUUUUUAAAGUGAGGAUGAGAUUGAUUUUGUCGUUGUAUUUGGCUGUGUAAUAAGAAGAUAUGUAAUUUGACCCUCAUCUUCUGAUGAGGACCUAAUAUUUCGUCCAAUAAGCAUAUCACAUCCCUGAACCUCUUGAGGCCGAUUUUGUGUGCUUCUGUGUGGAUUUCUGAACGCGCAUACCACAUCGUAUUGAGAACGUGUCGACAUGUUUGGUGACUUUCAUCACAUGCAUAUUGAUUUUUAUAGUAUUAGUCCUCAUUAUUAUUAUUAUUUAUUGGCAAUUAUAGCUGAGUGGUAAUUACUGAAUUGAUGCUCAAUUGUAUUUUAUGACUGAUAAACUUUCCCCCUCCCCCUUUAGUUAAUCAAAGUCGUGUAUUGGCUCUCUACCGCAAGCACUAAAAGGUUCAUCACACAUUAUGUCAGUAUUAUAUUGUGCAAUGUAUUGAAAUGUUACUCAGCUUUAUUUUUUUAAUGUUCACUACUUCUUUUUCCCCCAGCUUUUACUUGUCAUGAUAGACCAAAUCAUAUUUUAUAGAUUUGCUCUCUUGUCGGUGUGAACGAGACGAGCCGGUGUGUGGUUAUCUGUUUAAAAAAAACUGUUGAAAUUUAGAUUCUUCUGUUUUUAUGAAUUGCCUGUAUUGUAAGAACACUCACUAUUCACGAAAAAGGGCAAAAUGAUGUACUGUCGUCACUCAACAUAAAUCUCGUUCCAGUGGGCCCCGUGUCCACUCUGAACAAAGCCUACAGCCACACUCCGCUGCUCCGCUGUAAGCUUUACUUGACUUGAAAAAUGGUAACAUGACGAACCAAAGACUUUACGUCCAGAGGCCUUCUGUUUUAACCGGUUGCUUUGAUCGAGUGCUUGACUCAUUAUGCAUGGGGGGGGACAAAAAACACCCUUACCCCAUCCCUCUCAUCAGAAACCUAACCAUCGAUGCUCAAAACUAAUGCUGACGGCAUACGAGACAAUUUCCUACGGAAAUGAAUAUUGCAGAUCUUUUCUGGUUUCCUUCUCUAACGUGUGUCUCGUGGUACUCGGGUGUCACGUUCACUCGGAGGUGGACAUCGCUCCCUCCCUUCCUUCCUCCCUCCCGUGUACAGUUUAAAAGUUUUUCCUGUUUCCUGACUCAGAGUAUAAAGUUUUAUUUCUGGGGGGCGGCAGCAGCAAACAUCCUCAAUGCAGUGUAAAGAUCCUCUCUUGUACAUUUGCCUUUUCUACUCAUGUUUGGUUUUUCUACUUCAUUUUUUUUCCUUGUACAUAAAAGACCAAUAAAUUAUUUUUAAAAAUGGGUUAGUUUGCCUGUAUUUCUAAAUCUGCUGUUUGUAUGUACAUGUUGUAAAUAGGACAAUACAACGUUUUAACGUAAUAAGCAUUUUAAUUGCUGUACAAUUGCUAGUUUAAUUCAAGCUUUUUUGCAUAAUGUAAAAUCAUCCCGUCCAUUCAAUAGAUGGAUACCCUGUAACCAGAUCAAUCCCAAUAAUCCCAAUCACUUCAUUCCAAUUGACAGACAAAUAUGCAAUUUUUAAAAAAGCAAAACAGCAGUUCAAGAGUUAUUUAAAGUGUCAAAUCAAUCACAAAAAAAGAACAAAAUGAUCAGUAUUUAAAAAAAACAA